Molecule: messenger RNA, 2504 nt
Organism: Aphanomyces invadans
Lineage: Eukaryota; Oomycota; Saprolegniomycetes; Saprolegniales; Verrucalvaceae
Exons: 1
Coding region: 121-1572 (483 amino acids)
Biological process (GO): lipid metabolic process
Molecular function (GO): glycerophosphodiester phosphodiesterase activity
Source: RefSeq, a predicted model, not a curated record
GCGACGCCCAAUAUUUUAUUCAUGUUUUGAUAUAAAAAUUGCAAAAUCGGGAUGAAAUUCCCUUGCUCUGUCGAUUCGUUUUGAAGGGUUUUUCCCACCUUUUUCGCGAUUUUUCACACGAUGCCAAUCAUUGCAAGAUUCACAGCAUCUUGCACCGCAUAUCGAGCAGACACAAUGGCGGCGCAUUCGUUCCCUGGGCCGACGACGCUUGUUUCGACGGGCCCUCGUCCUUCCUUCCUCAUCUCGCAGCUCGCCGACUCGUCGCCGCUCAAAUCGACGCUCGAGGCUUGCUUGAACACCCCGAUGGUGCCCAACUCGUUUGCGUUCGCUCAUCGUGGUGCCCCGUUGCAGUUCCCUGAACACACGCGUGAGUCUGCCAUAGCCGCGGCACGUCUCGGCGCUGGGACGAUCGAAUGCGACGUGACCUUCACCAAGGACAAGGAGCUCGUGUGUCGCCACGCCCAGAACGAUCUCCACUACACGACCAACAUCUUGUUGACACCGCUGGCAGCCAAGUGCACGACGCCGUUUACGCCGUACAACCCGGACACGAACGAACCGGCGACAGCGGAAUGCCGGACGUCCGAUUUGACGCUGGCCGAGUGGAAGACACUGCGGGGGAAGAUGGAGGGCUUCAACCCCAAGGCCCGCACCGUCGACGAGUUCGUCGACACUGGCACGCCUGGCUUUCGCACGAAUCUGUACGCUGGCGCCACGAGUGGCACCGUCAUGACGUUGGCCGACUCGAUUCGGUUGUACGAACACCUGGGGGUGCGCCACACCCCUGAAGCCAAGGCGUUUGCCGGAGCGGUCGAAUGGACGCGGGCCGCCUUUGUCCAGAAGAUUCUGGACACGUACAAGUCAUUCCAUGUCGAUCCCAGCCGAGUCUUCUUCCAGUCGUUCUUCCUCGACGACAUCUUGUACGUCGCCAAGAACGAGCCGUCGUUUGCCGCCACCGCUGUGUACUUGGACAGCAUGACGACCAUGGCGGAUGCACCGACAUCGGCCAACUUUUCCGACUGGCUCGACCGCGGCGUUCGGAUCUGGGCGCCGCCGCUGUUUGCUCUUCUAGACGUUCAACAGAACAAGCUCGUGGCAUCGAAAGUUGGCAUGGACGCGCGGCAUGCCGGCCUCGACAUCGUUGCGUGGUCCCUGGAACGCCAAGGAAUCCUCGCCAACUCGAACGACGCGUGGUAUUAUCAAACCGUGCUGCCCUACAUCAAAAACGAAGGCUUUGCACUGGAGGCGAUUCAAGUGUUUGUCCAGGAGCUGCAACUGCUCGGGCUUUUUUCCGACUGGGCGGCGGCGCCCGUGUUUUACGCCAACUGCGUUGGCUACGGGCAUAAUCCGGUCGUGGCACACUCUGCCCAUGAUCGCUCGGGACUCCGCUCGUCGGGUGGGGCAGCUCUCGAACCAACAAACGUGUGGUUGCCAGCGCUGCUUGUCGUCGCCGGGGUUGGCGCUGUCGUGUGGAAGGGCCUGGAUGACCGACGGCGAAGAAGGACCCCCCACUCGUUUGAGAAUUCCACAGCCCCGCUGAUCGCGCGAGCCGAAAACACUCGCGAAGAUUGAACGUUUCGUUGAAUGUGGUGUGAUGCAGCACACGAGGCUCCAUGGUGGACAGAAUGGAUGGCUGGCAAGCCUCCUCCAGCUGCGUAUCACGUGGUAUGUCGGGUGGUCGUGGAUGCUGGACGAGUGGUCGUCACAAGCGUUGAAAUCACAACAACGCUCCAUUUCGUCCAAAAUCGCAAUGCAAUUCGAUGGUUGGAUGGACUCGUCAGCACGAGCAACUUUGAUGAUGGUGAUGCUGCGCCAUGCACGAGAAGGAGCAUGCUCGCUCGUGUCGACCCAUGGCGAGGUUGCGCACGGCCAUCGUAAAGCUCAAAAGUUGGAGUUCGUGCGGUCUAAAGCAGCGCGGCCAGGACGUUGCCCUGCUAUGCAAGGCAACGUCGACAUCGCAUGCAGGUUUCCACACUGGAAGGAGGUGAGAGCAGUCGCUCGGACGCCGCCUUCACGUUCCGAAUCGAACCAGCGACGGAUAGUGAACCGUGUGCCUUGGUUGCGUCAACAUUGUAGUAUGUGGUCUCAGUCUGAGGCGCGAUUUCCAGGGCCGAGUCGCACGAGUCGGUCAGAUCGCGGGUGCAGGAUGGCUCACCCUGAUCGUGGUACCACAUACCGCAGCAGUCGUGGGCAAAUCUACGUCGAGGGACAAAUUCGGACUUCGAGAUCUGCGUCGCAUGCGAUCGGGGUCACGUGCUGCUGGAUUAUCCAACGCUGUGAAAGGUCUUGUCCGUGGGUCGUGCGGAUCAGCCACGCUGGUGUCAGUUGUGUGUUCGCAAGGUUGCACAGAUUGUCUCUUUGCAUUCGACGACGACGGGGAGCUCCAAGUGCCUUUCGACAACAUUCAUCUUUCCGCGACAUCCGGCAAGGUCACGCACGGUGACUCGGGAGCUGGCGCCGAUGCCGCCGUGGGUUGUGGUGCGGCACAAGUUGUUCCUCGAUGA